AUGUCUGGACGAGAAUGCGGCAAGAAGAAACCCCUGAAGUAGCCCCAGGGGAAGGACUAGGAAGAUGAGGCAUUCAAGCAGAAACAAAAAGGGCAGAAGAACACUGAGCUGGAAGUGAAGGCUUUGGGGAAGGUCCCUCUGACCACAGGUGAAAUUAAGAAAUCUGGCCAAAAGUGA
Molecule: messenger RNA, 177 nt
Organism: Rhinolophus ferrumequinum (greater horseshoe bat)
Lineage: Eukaryota; Metazoa; Chordata; Mammalia; Chiroptera; Rhinolophidae
Product: translation machinery-associated protein 7-like
Exons: 1
Source: RefSeq, a predicted model, not a curated record